Trichomycterus rosablanca is the source of this 357-nucleotide messenger RNA. It is a transcript of the gene selenok, whose product is annotated as selenoprotein K. Gene Ontology annotation, cellular component: Golgi apparatus; endoplasmic reticulum membrane. Gene Ontology annotation, biological process: endoplasmic reticulum calcium ion homeostasis; calcium ion transport. The record is from RefSeq and is a predicted model, not a curated record. The transcript has 4 exons. Lineage: Eukaryota; Metazoa; Chordata; Actinopteri; Siluriformes; Trichomycteridae.
GACUUGACUGCUGCCUACGCCAUCACGGAUACGGAAAUACAUUAUCCGCAUAAACAACAACACAGCGCUACAGCGAUGGUGUACGUGUCCAACGGGCGAGUCCUCGACAGCAGAACCCAAUCACCAUGGAGGUUGCCUUUUCUUACUGACUUAUUUUGGGGUGUUGUGGAGUUCAUCGGCUUGUUCUUUCAGACCCUCGUCCAGCCUGAUUUGUCGAAAAAUGGAAACUCUUGCGCGACUUCACGCUUCAGCGAUGGCAGAGGUCCUCCAGGUUUUCCUGGGCGCAGACGUAUGGGCAGAAUAAAUCACGGUGGAGGCCCCAGUCCUCCUCCUAUGGGUGGUGGAUGAGGAAGGUGA